AUGGGAUCAGCAAAGAUCCUCGUGGUGGGGAGUGUUCAAGGGAAGCUGAGAAAGGCCUUUGAGAAGGUUUCAAAGUUGCAGGCCAAGCAGAACUUCAAUCUUGCCAUUGUCGUCGGCGACUUAUUCGCGGCUCCUGGUGAUGGGCAUGACGCCGACGAAAUCCAGGCUCUCAUAUCAGGUCAGAUCGAUGUUGCCCUACCGACAUAUUUCACAGUGGGCAACUCAGACUUCCCAGAGGCUGUAAAGCAAAAGCUAGAAGCUGACGAUGAUUUGUGUCCGAAUCUGUUCUACCUCGGUCGCAAAGGAACCAUGACCACUGCCGAAGGAGUGAAAAUUGUAGCGCUUGGAGGUCGAAUCGUCCAGAACGAGACUGCUCUCACCACGAAGCUGGGCAAGUGCGAUCCACUGUACCUCGACCACGAUGCACGUGGCUUGCAUGGUGCGCAUUCAGCUCACAUCCUCAUCACGAAUGACUGGCCUGCAAAUAUUGCGAACGGAUCUAGCAUCGAUCUUCCCGAAAGUCUCACCGGAACUCCAGGCUCACAAUCUACCUCAUCCCUGUGUCAGGCACUGAAACCAUGGUACCACUUUUCGAGCAGCCCUGAAGCGUUAUGGGAACGUGAACCAUUCAAGCAUGCGACCGACUACGACUCACUCGAGGAGCCAGCUGUGACAAGAUUCAAGAGUCUACCGAGUGUAGCUGCACCCACCAAAGAAUGGAUGACUGCUUUCACGUUGGAUACGUCACGUCCGCCCCAAACUGUCGAGCCCCCACGCCAAUCACCUUUCAUCAGAUCGUCGCCACCACGCAAACGUCAGAACAUGGAUGACCCAGAAUCAUACAGUCGGUUUUCCAAUGGCGGGAAUGAUGGACGACAGCACAAACGUGCCCGAAGAAGUCAACAAAAAGAUCCCAGUGACUGUUUCAUGUGUCUAAACAAGCCUGGAGCCAAGACUCACUUGGUCAUAUCUUUGGCCGAGGAAAGUAUGGUCACCGCCUCCAGAGGGCCUUUACCGUUGCCAUCAACAUUUCAUCAACUGUCAUCUACUGGUCACGUCAUGAUCAUUCCUUACUAUCAUGCCGCAGAUGAAAUGGCCCAGGGCCAGAGGGCGCCCGAAGAGAUGGGCUCUGAGUUCACAGAGAUGAACAAAUUCCGCAAAGCUCUUGGUGACAUGAUCGGCUCAAAGAGUCAGGGACAGCUGGGGGCAGUUUGCUGGGAGGUCAAUCGUACUGGCAUCCGUCACCACCACUGGCAAUUGAUCGCAUGCCAGGCUGAGCUGAUCAAGAAGGGCCUGGUUGAGGCAGCGUUCAAAGUCUCUGCGGAGAAGCACGAAUAUCCAGCCUUCCAAUCUUGCGAGCCUGACAGUCAGCUUCCCGUCCGCUCAGAUUACUUCAGAGUAUGGACCUGGUCCUGCGAUCCGGUCGAGAUUGCAGAUCGCACCAACGGAAAUAGCGAUAAGGAUGUUGGCGUUACCAAGUCAAUAUUCUUCCCUUUGCCUUCAGAUCAGAAGUUCAAUAUCUGGUUCGGCAGGGAAGUCAUGGCUGGUUUGUUGAAGCUCGAGAAUAGAGUGAAUUGGAUGGAUGCGCUACUUCGCAAGGACGGCAGUGAGCAGCAGGCCGAAGAAGAGGAUGCGCAAGGUCUGGAGGAAGAUUUUGAGGAGUUUGACUUUGCCAUGAAGUGA
Molecule: messenger RNA, 1683 nt
Organism: Exophiala viscosa
Lineage: Eukaryota; Fungi; Ascomycota; Eurotiomycetes; Chaetothyriales; Herpotrichiellaceae
Product: CwfJ C-terminus 1-domain-containing protein-like protein
Exons: 2
Coding region: 1-1683 (560 amino acids)
Biological process (GO): mRNA splicing, via spliceosome
Cellular component (GO): post-mRNA release spliceosomal complex
Molecular function (GO): RNA lariat debranching enzyme activator activity
Source: RefSeq, a predicted model, not a curated record